Messenger RNA from Hevea brasiliensis (rubber tree), 3939 nucleotides. RefSeq names its product transcriptional corepressor SEUSS. The record is from RefSeq and is a predicted model, not a curated record. Gene Ontology annotation, cellular component: transcription regulator complex; nucleus. NCBI's taxonomy places the organism in Eukaryota, Viridiplantae, Streptophyta, Magnoliopsida, Malpighiales, Euphorbiaceae. Gene Ontology annotation, biological process: negative regulation of transcription by RNA polymerase II; positive regulation of transcription by RNA polymerase II. The transcript is spliced from 11 exons. Bases 825 to 3728 code for a protein of 967 amino acids.
AGAAGAGCAUUUGACUUCAUUUUCUUAGAGAGAGAAAGCGAGAAAGAAAUAAAAGGAAAAGAGAAUGGAGGAGAAAAUUCAAUCCAAUCGAAUACAAUUUUGACGUCCGCAAGGACGCACACUCUCUCUACCUUUCUCUCUCUAAACAUUCUCUCUCUCUGUCUCUCUCUGGAUACAGCAGAGAACAGGGCACACAGCUCAUAUAGUGAGGGAGAAAACAACAGCCAAAAUAAAAAAAAGGCGAACUUAAAAAAGAAGCUGGAUUUUUGGCGAACUCAGCAAACAAAAACCCUAGAGUAAGAGAACCUUCGGACCUAAACAAGCUCCUUCUUCUUCUCUAUUCCACAAAGAGAAUUUUUCGUUUUUUUUUUUUGUUGAUUAUAGAGAAUUUUCGGGAUUGUGGUAUAUGCUUUUGAUUAGAGAAAUCUUUCUUGUAUACUGUUGUCCCUCUCACUACCGUUAAUUUAUGCUGCGGAGAUUCAUGCGACGACCAUUAAGAGAUUGCUGGGUGUGUGAAGAUAGAGCGAUUCUAUAAUGUUCAGAAUCAAGACUUGUUCCUAUGCUUUUGUUUACUUUGGUCUGUGGCUUGUGCUUGCUAAAACGCAACACCAUCUGCUCAGGCACAGAACCUACUCAUUCCGUUUGGUCCACAAUAAGGACUUUGAAGUCAGCAGCCUUAGAUGUGGACUUGAAAUGCUAAGUAGGUGCAGCCUUAUGUGUCCUUUAUUCCGUUUGGUUAUGUAAUUCUAGGCUUAUUCUAUUCAUGUUGUUUUAGAUAGUUGUAAUACUUUGAAGAGUGUUUGUAGACUGUCAUUCUUGAUAAAAUGGUACCCUCGGGGCCGCCUACACCAAUUGGUGGUGCCCAGUCUGUUUCUCCUUCGCUUUUGAGAUCAAAUUCAGGAAUGCUGGGAGCUCAAGGAGGUCCUCUGCCUUCUCAAACUGCAUUCCCUUCAUUCGUUUCCCCACGUACUCAGUUUAAUAACAUGAAUAUUCUUGGAAAUGUGCCCAAUGUGUCCUCCUUCCUUAAUCAGUCUUUUGGAAAUGGAGUUCCAAAUCCUGGGCUUUCUGGUCCUGGGAGCAGCCAGCGUGGCGUUAUUGAUGGUGGGGCUGAAACAGAUCCACUUUCAAGCGUUGGCAGUGGAAUGGGUUUCAAUGCUCCAUCAUCAUUUGUACCGUCAAAUAUGUUGAGUCCUGGUCCAUCUGGUCAAGUUCAGGGACAGCAAUUUUCAAACACCUCUGGCAACCAGUUGUUACCAGAUCAACAGCAAUCCCAACAACUUGAAGCUCAAAGUUUCCAGCAUGGUCAGCAACCAAUGCAACAGUGCUCUGCCUCACAUAAUACCCAGCUGGUGCAGCAGCAACACCAAUUUCAGCCAAUUCGUGGUGGAAUAGGGGGCGUUGGGCCUGUCAAGUUGGAGCCUCAGGUGACAAAUGAUCAACAUGGAGCACAGCAGCAGCAGCCACAGCAACUGCAGCCAGUGAGAAAUCUUGGUCCAGUCAAAAUGGAACCGCAACAAAUUCAUUCUAUGAGAAGUUUAGCACCGGUAAAAUUAGAACCUCAACAUUCAGAUCAGUCACUGUUUCUGCAUCAACAGCAGCAGCAACAACAGCAACAGCAACCGCAACAGCAACAACAGCAAUUCCUUCAGAUGUCAAGACAGACUUCUCAGGCGGCGGCUGCUACAAUUAAUCUUUUACAUCAACAAAGACUAUUGCAGCUGCAACAACAACAGCAACAGCAACAGCAACUCUUGAAAGCGAUGCCGCAGCAACGGCCUCAAUUACCACAGCAAUUUCAACAACAGAAUUUGCCUAUGAGAUCUCCUGUGAAAGCAGGGUAUGAAUCAGGGAUGUGUGCUCGCCGUCUCACACAUUACAUGUAUCAGCAACAGCACAGGCCAGAAGACAACAAUAUUGAAUUCUGGAGAAAAUUUGUAGCUGAAUAUUUUGCUCCACAUGCAAAAAAGAAGUGGUGUGUUUCUAUGUAUGGAAGUGGCCGACAAACAACUGGAGUUUUCCCUCAGGACGUAUGGCACUGUGAAAUCUGCAAUCGCAAGCCAGGCCGUGGCUUUGAGGCAACUGUUGAGGUUCUUCCCAGGCUUUUCAAAAUCAAAUAUGAAAGUGGUACCUUGGAAGAGCUUCUCUACGUCGAUAUGCCACAUGAACAUCAAAACUCAUCUGGUCAGAUUGUCUUGGACUAUGCAAAAGCGAUACAAGAAAGUGUCUUUGAGCAACUUCGUGUUGUUCGGGAUGGUCAGCUGCGGAUAGUCUUCUCUCCAGACUUAAAGAUAUGCUCUUGGGAAUUUUGUGCUCGACGUCAUGAAGAGCUUAUCCCUCGAAGAUUGUUAAUACCCCAGGUCAGUCAACUUGGUGCUGCGGCUCAAAAAUACCAGGCUGCUACUCAAAAUGCAUCAUCUAAUUUAUCUGCCCCGGAAUUGCAAAAUAAUUGUAACAUGUUUGUUGCAUCAGCUCGGCAACUUGCAAAAGCUUUGGAAGUGCCAUUGGUGAAUGAUUUAGGAUAUACAAAGAGAUAUGUGAGGUGCCUGCAGAUAUCUGAAGUGGUUAAUAGUAUGAAAGACUUGAUUGAUUACAGCCGAGAAACAGGGAAUGGGCCAAUGGGUUGUGCCCUUGGGAAAUAUUGGCAUAUCCUACAAUUAAAUGGGCUCAUCAAGAUGCAAGCACGAGGGAAAACUAUUCUCAUUCAAAUGGCUAACUUUUGUACCAGAGAAAUUGUGCACUUGGUUGAAAGUUUAAGUGGAAAAGACCUUUUGAAAGAGAGCUUGGCCAAGUUCCCUCGGAGGACUAGUGCUUCAUCUGUGUUUCAUAGUCAAGCUCAACAGUCUGAGGAACGGCUACAACAGCAGCAAACAAUGCCCCAGAACUCAAACAGUGAUCAAAUUUCUGCACAUGUUGAUGGAAUGCAGAUUGCUGCUAGCAAUGGCGUGUCUAGUGUAAAUAACUCCCUCGGUAUGACAUCUGUGUCUACUUCUGCCAGUGCUAUUGCUGGGAUUCUCCACCAGAAUUCUAUGAAUUCAAGACAACAAAGUUCUAUGAAUAAUGCAAGCAGUCCCUAUGGAGGCAAUUCUGUUCAGAUUCCAUCUCCUGGUUCCUCUAGCACAAUUCCACAGUCCCAACCUAAUCCUUCUCCUUUCCAAUCACCAACACCUUCAUCCAAUAAUCCCACGCAAACAUCUCAUUGUGCCUUAACAGCUGCCAAUCACAUUGGCUCUACAAACUCACCAGCAAAUAUUCCGUUGCAACAACAAGCUCUUUCUGGUGAAGCUGACCAUAGUGAUGCUCAAAGCUCUGUUCAGAAAAUCAUGCAUGAAAUGAUGAUGUCCAACCAACUUAAUGGCACAGGUGGUGUGGUUGGGGUUGGUUCUUUGGGGAAUGAAAUGAAAAAUGUUAAUGGGAUUUUGCCAACAGGCAACAAUGCAGUUCUCAACGGGGGAAAUGGCCUGGUGGGGAAUGGAACAGUCAAUAAUUCUGGAAUGGGGGGUGGUGGAUUUGGCACCAUGGGCAGCGGACUUGGGCAUUCUGCUAUGGUUAAUGGAAUUAGAGCUGCAAUGGGUAAUAACACGGUGAUAAAUGGACGUGUGAGUGUACCAUCGAUGGUUCGAGACCAAACCAUGAAUCUUCAACAUGAUUUGGGGAACCAACUGCUUAGUGGGCUAGGAGCAGUUAAUGGAUUUAAUAAUCUUCCGUAUGAUUGGAAACCAUCCCCGUGAAGGCUCUAUCAAUGAUACUGGUGUUUCAGUUCUUGAUUGUAGCUGCUUGUGUAGCAUGAGCGUGGGCAGAAAUUCCUACAGCCCUGUGAAGAUGGUAUUGCAUGGUGGAAUAGUUCAGGGCUAACUUCCCACUUUGUACUAAUUUCAGGAAAAAGUAAAACAUAUAGCAUAGUGUUUUAUCAAUGAAAUGUUAAAUCCUCUUCGAGUUGUU